ACGAGCAGGCACUGGUCGAUGGUCUAGCAUCUGGUCAAGUGGGCAAUGCUGGUCUCGAUGUAUUUGAGAAUGAGCCAGAGAUUCACCCGGAGCUCCUCAAGAAUGACAAGGUCUUUUUGCUGCCACACAUUGGUACAGGUACAAUUGAGUCGCAGUACAACAUGGAGAUGGUGGUCAUCAACAACAUCAAAUCAGCUCUGACGCGUGGCGUGCUGGAAACGCCCAUUGCAGAGCUCAAGGAGAUUGCAAAUGCGCACAAGACUGUUUAGUGACUGUUUAGCCAUAGCCAACACGAAUGACCUCAUAUCUCCUGUCAACUACAUGCGACAUGGCUGAUCAAGAUGUGUCGCGGCCGCCAGUGCCUCUUAUCGCAGGACUGACACUCAUGUACAUCUACUUUGCUUCAUUAAAGUGCCUAGUGUCUGGUCUGCCAGUUUUGACUGUCUUUAGCAUUGUCCAGCUCUUGGCCUUUGGCAGUGGCGCAUAUAGGACCGUGACACUCGGUGCAGUUGCUUUGCAUGUCGCAUACUACCUAGCACGGCCUAGCUCGGUGCUCUAUCUCUUCUUUUCAUUAGCUUGUUGGACGUCUGUUGUCGUCUUGUCACUCGUCUACUAUCCUAUUCUGCGCACGCGAUUGCGACCGGCGCGCGACUACAUCAAACGAAAAAUUACCAAGCUUGAAGAGCGUAUAGCGCAUUGGGAAUGGCCGCUGCUCAAUCUUGACGAAAAGGGCUAUCUCAGACUACUCGGUGGUGCUAGUGUUGAUAUACUCGACGGCAGCAUCGUCUUUACCAACGUCGACUUUGCCUAUCGAGUGGACGCGUUUACAACCGUCCUUGCAAAGUUGGAUACAGUCAGGAUCCGAGUAGGGCGUGAUGUCGCACUGGGUGAGCUUUCCGUCAAUCUACGCGGUCAUGGACAUACAGUGGAAAUGACGCAGCCAAGACUCAAGCCUGUGCGGACAAUGAGUGUCGACAUCAAGGCUGAUUCUCGCAAACUACCGCCUGUAGACUCAGAGGUCUCAUCGCGUCCAAUCGUGCUCAAAAAGACAGGGAGUCGUACACCUCCAGUCUUGCCCCCACGCCGACAAGUCACUGAGCCUAUUGAUCAGACUGAGGAUCUUGAGCUGCAACAAGCCAUCAAAGAAAGCCUUGCUUCUGCAAAAAACUCGUCCCGUGUGUCCUUAAACGGCGAUACAGCCGAGCCAACCCGUACGUCGCUUGAGGGACGGUCCGAGAUUGACAGUGAGCUGCAAUCACUCUACCCCGAAGAGGAUGCCGAGUCUGAUGCCUACUUUCGCAAGGUCUUGGAAGACAAUGCCGUCAAGCACAAAGUUGAUACGACUGCGCCAAUAGGACAGGGGAAUCUGGAUGCCAAGGCAGCGUUUGCCAAUCAGCUCAAAGACAAGCUAGAGGAAACACUUCGAGCGACAGAAGCCAAGCAUUCUCCACAAAUUCGACUUCGACAAUUGCUAAACUUAAUUCCUUGGUGGCUCAAACUACCGCCUGGACCACUGCUGACGCGUCUGAUUCUAUCGCCCAUCAUCUGGCUGCACCCAUUGAAAAUCAAGACUGUUGCCGUUUCUGGCACAGGCAAGCGCAUCACCAAUAUCCUCGAACGUUGUGGUGUCUCACGAGCACAUCCUGAUCCAGAAAUCUUUCGCCUGGUGCGUAAAGUGAUUAUAUGGUUGGAGAGAGGCGAUGUGUCACUUAUAUUGACAGAUAUCCAAGUGAAUGGUUAUGUGCCGCUUGCUCGAGAUCCCGUCGCCACGGCAGACAUCAAAGCGUCAAGACCAACGGCGUAUCGCAAUACGGGUGGCGAAGAAGACUUGUUGGCGCAACUCGAAGCCAUCCAAGGGACAGUGCAAAUGCCUACAUACUUGCUGCCGAAUCAUGAAGCCUACUUUCCAGAAACACCGCGCUGCAAACUCUUUUACAGCGUCCUGCUUUCAAUGCCAGCAGUCUUCAACAAGGAACUGCUCAUUAUUGGCGCUGCUUUUCUCAAGGCCAUUACUAUGAUUGAUAUGAAGCAAGACGCAGCCAGUAGACCACCGCCAUCAGUCCAUCUCAAUGGCAACUUUUCUCUUCGUGGGCUCGGCACAUCCCUGAGGCAAGCGGCAGGCGAUAUUGCCAAGCAAAAGAGUGUACAGUGGGGCGUAGGGAGCGAGCGAUUGGCCAAAUACGUCAACAAGAUUUCAAAAUGGAUGCGAACAGUGCAUGCGGAUGUGGGUGGCAAGGGCGAGAUUGAGUUUGACUUGAUCAAGCUGCGUCGCAAGAGGGACGGUAAGGAGGUGUAGAUGCGUUCCAUCUCGUAGAAAAAUACUUUUCCACGACAAGACAAAGCAUCAUAUUGAGUAGCUAGCCAGUACAUGUCGGGAUCCGAGGCGGCUACGGCGGCCAAGCCUGGGAUGCCCAAGCCCAAGGUCCCAGAAGGGAAUCCAGCAUUCAACAUGAUGGGUCUGCCCAAGAUUCGAAACUGGCGCUUACCCUCGCGCAACUGGUGCAUCUUUUGGGCUGUUGUCGGCACAUUUGCAGGCAGUGUGACCUAUGAUCGGUUCGAAAAGAAGAAGGUCCUGCGGCGCUAUACAAGUAUGGUUUCACAUCUAGCGAAUGAGCCACUUCAGCCAUUGCAAAUGCCGCGUAAAGUGCGCGUCUUUCUGGGUGCGCCGCCUGGAGAUGGCUUAUACGUCGCUCGAGAUGCCUUUGAUGAAU
Protomyces lactucae-debilis is the source of this 2711-nucleotide messenger RNA. RefSeq lists its product as uncharacterized. The record is from RefSeq and is a predicted model, not a curated record. Lineage: Eukaryota; Fungi; Ascomycota; Taphrinomycetes; Taphrinales; Protomycetaceae. The transcript has a single exon. Bases 296 to 2296 code for a protein of 666 amino acids.